Linum trigynum is the source of this 1441-nucleotide messenger RNA. The record is from the annotation of a GenBank genome assembly. NCBI's taxonomy places the organism in Eukaryota, Viridiplantae, Streptophyta, Magnoliopsida, Malpighiales, Linaceae.
UUUAUACUAAUUCUGACAACAACAAAAAUGAAUAGAAUUGGGUAACUAUUCAUACCAAAUGUAUUACACAUAAUCAUAGUGAAAUUAUGUCUGAACUGUUGUAUGUAGUUUGUAAGUGCAUUUGUAUUAGUGUAUUCAAAUACAAUAAUCCACAACCAACAUUGACUCACAACAUACAACUGAAUUGUUCACUGGUCUCUCUUUUUAUGCCAACAGAUGGAAAAGUCAUUCAAAUAAAUCAUAAACUUCGGAACACAAAGCAGCAACAAGGUGCAAAAUAGAAAAUAUUUGUAUGCUAAACUUAGCUCAUAUUUAACUAACCAAACAAAAAAUGCCGAAAUUCAUGCACAAGCAGGACACUCACACACAUACAUACAUAUAUAACCUAACCUAUAACAUUGUUUGUUAUCGACAGCAGAGUUCAUAUGAUGAAUUCAGACAUGAAGAGGGGGAGAGCAGUUCUUAUAAUGAAGUUAAUAUUCGUAGUCUGCACUGCAAUCAUGAACGAUGUGGCCACCGCAAAAGGCGAUCACGCAGAUCGUAUUUUGCCGCUGAAGAAGAAGAUGACGGUUAUCAACGGACUUGAGGGUAAUUUGCAGCUAACGGUACAUUGCAAGUCAAAGGACGACGAUCUUGGAGUUAGGGUGUUGGGACCGGGACAAAGCUUUUACUUUAAGUUCUGGACAUGCGUGUUUGCCUCGACCUUAUUUCAUUGCUCUUUCGAGUGGCCGGGAAGCGGCGGGAUUCAUCGGUUCGAUAUCUACGAUGAUCGGCACGAUUACCUGGAUUGCGCGUAUUGCGAACGACUUGUCAAACCAUCCGGGGUUUGUAAGUAUACUGGGCGAACUAAGAAAUUUGACAGGUGUUUUCACUGGAAAAAUGAGAGCAUGUGAGAAUAAUGAGUUGUAAUAUGUUCUGGACUCAAAAAAGGGAGGGGCUAAUUGUAGUGAUGUGUGUUUUCUGUCUUGAUAAAGAUAAUAAUAUGAGUUUGUGUUCAAUAAGCUGGAUUCCAAGUUUAUGGAGCAAACAUUAAUGGAAAGGGUUUGUGAAGCAAACAUAAACGUCAGUAUGAAAAAUGCUGAAGUGCAAAGAGACCCACCAAUAUUAUACUACGUAGCAAAUCAAAAAGAAAUUCAUCUAGGAGACAAAAUGAUACAAACCAUAGCAAGUCUCAUGACCAUGAAGUGUAGAGAAACAUAAUUGAAUAUGUAGAGUGAGUGAAGUCUAUCGUCAGGUGAGAAAACACCUGAUUUUGGGUUAUUCACGUCAUAUUUGUUGUAUUCAUCACGUCAUACUUGUUUCAUUCACGUCGUAUUUGCGUUAUUCACGUAAGUGUGUUGAUUAUUCACGCAACCAAUAUUGUAAGGUCACGCAACCUGAUGUUCAUUCACGUAUAUUGUUAAUUAUUCACGCCAUUGUAAAAUAAAAUUUUAAACUUUGA